AUGAUAACAAAUAAUACAGAAAAAGAAAUAAAAAAUGAAAACUACAAUAACCCUAAUUUAAGUGAUGAUAACAGUAUUGUGGAAAAGGGAGUAGUAGUAGACGAAAAAGAAAAUAAUUUAAAAAUUGCUUAUAAGGACAAAUGUCCAAUUGAUUACGAGGGGGAAAACUAUUAUUGUGAAAGUGGAGGGGAAAACUUAAGAGUGAAUAAAAAAGAGAUGGAAGUAGAUGGGGAAGGGGUAGUAGAAGAAGAAAUGGAGGUGGAAUGGAAAGGGGGAGAAAAGGAAGAACUAGAAGAUGCAAUUGAUGAAGAAAUCGAGGGAAAAGACGAAGAGAAAGGGGAUGAAGCAACGGAAGAGGAAGAAAAGGUGGAACUAGAAGAGGCAAUUGAAGAAGCCGAGGAAGAAGACGAAGGGGAGGACGAUGAACAUAGGGAGGAACCAAAUGAUAUCAAAAACGAUUAUGAUGAAAAUAGUGGAGUACACAAUAAUGGGCAGAGGUUCAAGUUGAAAAGGGUGCCUUCAGGGGAUGUACCAUCAGAAAAAACAAUAGAAAAUAAGGAUGAAUUGUUAGAGUGCAAUAAUAGCAAUAACAGUAAUGGUAAUAAUAGUAGCAACGAUAAUGGCAAUUACAAUAGCAACGAUAAUGGCAAUUACAAUGGCAACGAUAAUGGCAAUAGUUACUUGAAAGAAAAUAUAUGCAAAUUUGAAAGAGAUAUGCCCGAUGAAAGGAGUAGAAACUGCAAGAAUGAUGAUAAUAAUAUACACAAGAAAAUUUAUGAAAAUAAUGAAAAAUGUAAAAACAUGAACAUAAUGAAAAAGGGGUAUCACAAAAGAAUUAAUGAUAUUAUUAUUGAUAAAUUAGUACACAAAACUUUUAAUAAUAUAAUGAAAGAUACAUCUAAAAAAUGUUCUGUAACAGACAGUCCGAAUAUGGAAUAUAAAAAUAAAAGAAGUUUAACGGUGUAUAAUGACGAUUUAAAGAGGGAGACGAAAAAAUAUAAAACGAAAGGAUCAUUUGAAAAUUCAGACGGAUUAGCGGCGUAUAUGAUGAAAAAUAAGAAAGAAGAUGAUACAGGGAAAACUUAUGUUAAGUAUGAAAUGGAUGCUGAUGAUGGUGGUGAUGGUUAUGACGAUGGUGUUGAUCAUGAUGAUAACCAUGGUGAGGGGUAUAUUGAAUAUUCAAAAAACGACAAAUUUCUAAUUUAUUGUAAAAAUCAUUUGAAAAAAUUUGAUGAAAUGGAUAUUGAUGAAUUGAUGAAAUAUAAGAAGGAGGAAACAGUUGAAAAUAAGGGAAACUACCAUGAACAUGUAAAAAAAGAAAAGAAAUCGUAUAAUGCUAAUAAUUGUACGACUAAUUAUGAUAACUAUAUUAUGCAUCAUAAGGGAAACGAUUUUACGCAUGAGAAAAUGAAUAUUAGUUCGAUGCAAACGUUAAGCAUUGCUCGUGAUGAAGGUAAUCGAGGAAGCGGUGGUAUUAGUGGUGGUAACGGUAAUGGCAGCCAUAGUGGGAACUGGAAUGGAAUCAAUAAUAAAAACGAUACUAAUUACGGUAAUAGUACCACCAAUAACAAUCCUGUUACUAAGGAGGAGAACGUACUGGAUGCGUCCAUUCCUCAAGAGCAUAACAUUAGCUGGACAAGUAUCAAAUGUGAAAAUAUGAUAGAUGAAAUAACGUUCCCACCGAUUUAUGAAGAACGUAAGGAUGAAUGGUUUAAGGCUAAUGAAAAUGAAGACUGGCAUGUGCAUAAAUUAUGUAAAUGGUUAUACAAUGUUAAGGACAAUCUAUAUUUUAAUAUUAGCAACCAAGAAAUUUAUUUUGAAAAAAAUAGAAAAUUUUUGAAAUUUGAAAAUUCGUUUGAAGAAAAUGCAAACACUGGCUCUGAUGAAAUAGAGGCAAAUAAUUUUGUGGAAGAUCAUGACAAAAAGUAUGAGGAUUGUAAACAGUUCUAUUCCAAUGGUGAUUGUAGAAAAGAUGCUAACAUUAAUGUUAAUGUUAAGCAGGAGUUGUACAGGGGUGAGAGUGGUAAUAACGAAAGUGUAAAUGGCAGUAUGAAUAGUAGUAUGAAUGAUAGUUUUAAUAGUAGCAUGAAUGGAAGCAAUGGUGUAAGAGUUAAUGGAAGUAACAGUGGUGGUAAUAGUAGUAGUGAGCAUUGUAAUGGUAAGAGCGUAGAGAACAACAGUCGAAGCAGUAAGAACAACAUUAGCAAACGGGGAACAAGUAAAGAUAAAAAUAUGUAUGACAAGAAUUAUGUAGAAAAAAGGGAUACAAUGAAUGAAAGCUUUUCAAAUGAUAUGGAAACCGUAGAACAGAACGAUGAAACUGUUGAAGAAUUCAGUAUGGUAUUAGAAGAUGAUUUAGUAUGUGGAACUUUUAGUAAAAUAGGUAAUCAUAAUAGAGGAGAAAAUGAAGAUUUUUAUAUAACAAAAGAUAUAUUAGACUUAAACCAUGUUUCUGAGAGUGAUGGGUUAUGUUUCUUUAGUGGUGUAUUUGAUGGGCAUGGUGGAUCUAAUUGUGCAAGAUAUGUGAUGACACAUUUAAAAACAAAUUUGAUUGCAAAAUUUAGACAGUCGUUUUUAAUAACAUGUAAAAAACAAUUUAAAGAAAAAAGUUCAAGAUUAAAUGAUUUAAGUGUUGAAAUAAGAGCACUGUAUGAUAGUUGUAUAAAAGGGUUUGAUAUGACUGAUAAGAAUUAUAUUGAAAUUUCGAAAAAAUAUGAUUAUAAGGAUGGUUCAACUGCUUGUGUUGUACUAAUAUAUGGUCCAGAUGAUGAUGGAUCUUUAAAAGUUUUAUGUGCAAAUUGUGGAGAUUCAGGGGCUUUAAUUUGUCAUAAUAAAAAACCAAUUAAAUUGUCCUUACGCCAUAAACCUGAUUUACAAGAAGAAAGAAUGAGGAUAUUAAAAUGCGGAGGAAUAAUAGCAAAUAUUAAUGGUAUAAAUAGAAUUAUUACUAAACAUAAAGAUAAAAAUAAUAAAAGUAAAGAGAAGACAUUUUUAGCUUUAUCAACAUCCAGAUCAUUUGGGGAUAUAUCAUACAAAGUACCCAGGAAAAUUGUUCUAUGUAAACCGUUUAUUAGUGUUUAUACAAUAGAUUUUGAUAUGGACUCUUUUCUUGUUCUAGCUACUGAUGGAAUAUUAAAUGUAUUAAGUGACAAGGAAAUUAUUGAUAUUGUUUGGAAAAAUAUACAUAAAAAACCUGAAGAGGCAGCAGAAGAAGUGGUCAAAGAAGCAACGAGAAGGGGAUCCACGGACGACAAAACCUGCACAGUCAUCUUUUUUUAUUGGAGAAAGGAUAUUUUUAGCAAUUUACUCGAAAAUGCUAGCUUGGAGCAUAUCGCGCACGAGGAUUCCAAGGGGGAGGACAUUAACAUGUUUUCAGAAAUAUUCUGA
This is a messenger RNA of Plasmodium malariae, 3387 nucleotides long. RefSeq names its product protein phosphatase PPM4, putative (gene PPM4). Gene Ontology annotation, molecular function: protein serine/threonine phosphatase activity. Bases 1 to 3387 code for a protein of 1128 amino acids. Gene Ontology annotation, biological process: protein dephosphorylation. The transcript has 2 exons. Lineage: Eukaryota; Apicomplexa; Aconoidasida; Haemosporida; Plasmodiidae. The record is from RefSeq and is a predicted model, not a curated record.